This is a messenger RNA of Paramecium pentaurelia, 664 nucleotides long. NCBI's taxonomy places the organism in Eukaryota, Ciliophora, Oligohymenophorea, Peniculida, Parameciidae. The record is from the annotation of a GenBank genome assembly.
AUGAUAAGAAUUAUUUUUGUUUCAAUAGAUUUUAGUUAGUGUAUUUUUUAUUUCUUGCUCUUCAUAUUAUAAUCCAUCUUUUCUUGUUAUCUGUUCCUGUAUUCUCUUUUAUUUUAAAUAGAUAAUAUAUUAAAAUUUAUUGAGAGUUCAAUAUAAUGUAUUUUUUAUUUAAGAAUAACAAUUGAAUAAUUAAGGAAAACAAGAGAGCUGGAUUGGAAUUUAGAUAAGAUUAUUAGAUAGUAUUAAUAAUGCAAAAUAUUAAUUUAGAUUUGCCUUUUUUAACAAUAACUUUUUGUAACAUAAUAAUUUAUAAUGAGGAUCUUAAAUAUGCGACUUGUUUUAUGUUUGGGAAAAAGUAUUACCAAUAGAUUUAAUAUUUUUUUUAUGAUGUAAAAUAGUUCAACAUAUUAGGAUUGUAUUUAUAAAUGAAUAAUAACAAGUUUAUUUUUAUGAAAAAAAUCUUAAAUUUACUUUGAACCAAAAUUUAUAUGUUGCGACUACUUUAAAUCAUUUUAUACUCCAUGUGAAUAGAGAGCAAGAUGUUAUUAUAUACAAUUAUUUUAAAUUGAAUGGAUUAGUAAUAUUUUAUAAUUUUGGACUAUCUUUUAUGGACUUUUUGAACGAAAGUAGAAUUUAUUGUUUAUAAAUUAUUCAGGUAUUUUGA